This is a messenger RNA of Juglans regia (Persian walnut), 1137 nucleotides long. RefSeq names its product gibberellin 2-beta-dioxygenase-like. Gene Ontology annotation, biological process: gibberellin catabolic process; response to light stimulus. The transcript is spliced from 3 exons. Bases 91 to 1095 code for a protein of 334 amino acids. NCBI's taxonomy places the organism in Eukaryota, Viridiplantae, Streptophyta, Magnoliopsida, Fagales, Juglandaceae. The record is from RefSeq and is a predicted model, not a curated record.
UGCACUCUCCAGCUUUCCUCUCAUGCACUAACAAUAUUUCUCUCUCCUUCUUUUUCUCUCUAAAAUUCAAUUUCAGUGACAGAGACAACCAUGGUGGUUCUUUCUCAGGCAGCAUUAGAGGACUACACUCUUAUGAAAACAUGCAAGCCCACCGGCAGCAUGUUCAACGGAAUUCCAGUGGUGGACCUCUCAGACCCUGAGGCCAAGACCCUCGUAGUGAAGGCCUGUGAAUUUGGGGUCUUCAAGGUGGUCAAUCAUGGAGUUCCAAUGGAGUUCAUAACCAAGUUGGAAGCUGAAGCACUCAGGUUCUUCAACUUGCCCCAGUGUGAAAAGGAUAGGUCUGGCCCUCCCCAGCCAUUUGGCUAUGGCAACAAGAGAAUUGGCCCCAACGGUGACGUGGGUUGGAUUGAAUAUAUUCUCCUCCACACCAAUAAUCUCGAUGACAUCUCCCAGAAAUCAUUCUUCACUUUCCUGGAAAACCCAGAAAUGUUCCGGGCUGAUGUGGAUCAUUAUGUUUCAGCAGUGAAGAAGAUGGCUGGUGAAUUGUUGGAAUUGAUUGCUGAUGGGCUGGAGAUUGAGCCUAGGAAUAUGUUGAGCAGGCUUUUGAGGGAUGAGGAAAGUGACUCUUGUUUCAGAAUAAACCACUAUCCGCCAUGCUUAGACCUCCAAACAUUCAGUGGAAGAAACUUGAUUGGGUUUGGAGAGCACACAGACCCUCAGAUCAUUUCUGUCCUAAGAUCAAACAACACCUCAGGCCUGCAAAUCUGUCUGAGAGAUGGAACUUGGGUUUCAGUCCCACCUGAUCAGACCUCCUUUUUCAUCAAUGUCGGCGAUUCCUUUCAGGUAAUGACUAAUGGGAGGUUCAAGAGUGUGAAGCAUAGGGUUUUGGCUCACCAUUCAAAAUCAAGGCUUUCAAUGAUCUUCUUCGGAGGGCCACCUUUGAAUGAAAAGAUAGCACCUUUAGCCUCACUCAUGGCAGAAGGUGAGGAAAGCUUGUACAAAGAGUUCUCAUGGUGCGAAUACAAAAGGUCUGCCUAUAAGUCAAGGUUGGGUGAUCAUAGACUAGGUCUAUUUGAGAAAUCUGCCAGCCAAUGAUGCGCGCGGUCUAUUUCCCCUCGUUUAUGCAAAAGAUUAUGU